ACCACCAGUUUAGCGGAGAAACGGAGACUUUCGUGCAAGGCCGGUGUAACAAUAUUGUUGUGCUGUUGCUUCAAACCCUGUGCUUCGUUUGCGUUGAGAUGACCAUGUCCUUUAAUCUACAGUUUUGACUCCAGAACUGAAUUCCAUCCAGAACACUAACCCCACAAUUUCCAAACCUGCGUGGAAAUUGGAAAAACUUAAAUGACACAGUAUGGUACGUUGGCAGUUACUGUACACUUGUGUUGUCUGUAUGCCACCAAAGCUCUGUAACUAAAGAUUAACGUCGUAUUCACUCAACCCAGAAACUCUAAUGCCAAUCUUCCUUUACAUUCAGCGACGAUGAGACCGGAGGAAAGUAUACUGUUGUCAGCGUGUUGGAGAAUGAUAAGAAAUGGUCGCUUGAAGAAUUGGUCGGUGGCGUUGUAGGAGUGGAUUUGUUUGCCACUUGUGAUUCUGAGUUUGCGUUUUCUCCAAUUGUUUACCGUGCUUUGAGAAAACUCGAUGGUUGCAGUUGGGGUUUUGGAUAUACAGCUGGCGUGGUUGUGCAAUGCAGUGUCGCGGAUUAGGAGGGUGGACAAUAUCAGGAUGGAAUGAGUCUGAUAAUAGAAGCAAUUCGGGGUCGUGGUUCUAGUGAAGUGUGACUCUAGGUGCGUGUGUUAGUUGUAGCUUAGACCUGUCACCCCAGUUUCUUGUUGGGAAGGUCGAGGAGAUUUAGAUUUUGAAGUUUAUCAUAAGAGUCUUUUUAAGUCGUCACGCUUGAGUGAAGCUGUCGGUAAUAUUAUAAAUAGUGUUUUGGUUUCUCCGACACUUCUCCGCCUUGAUUUGGGUUGCCAUUUAGACUUGAAAGGAUUUUAUGAACUUGAUUUCAAUCAUUUCGUAUUGCAGUAAGGCGAGCAAUUACAAUUCGCAGAAGUAAGGGUUCGAUUGAGAGUUGGUCGCAAUGAGGGAAGGACCGCAAGCGAGGGAGGCCCUGGAAUUGUUGAGUUUGCUUUGGAACCAUCCUGUUCUGACGGGCUUGCUAAUCCUCGUUUUCACUCCCCCUUUCUUCCCCUUGGUGGUCUACUUCUCCCCACUCCUCAUGUACACAGCGCUCUGCGUGGUGGCGCUUGUAAGCAUAGAGAAGUUCAAGGUGGGGGGAGGACCGAUGCAGCGAGAGAAUCAUCUCGGCGGAGACCCUGGGGUCAGCACAUGGGUGCCCACGGAUAGGCCAGGAAAUGCAUCUAUGCAUAGUCACUUUGAUUAUUGCGACAAUUACCUCCGCAACCUAUUCAAUAAUAUACACAUAGCUCCUGUGACGCCAAUGUGGACAGGAGACAAUGUUGGCGAUGCAACGACGACAAGAGUGACAGUUCAAUUGCAUCCGCAGCCAGUGGAAAACAACGUACAAGCACCAACGGCUGCAGAAAGCGACGACGAUUGGUGGGAUAAGUGGGUAAAGGAGUACGAGUCAAGAUCAGGAUGGGGAGAGCAAGAGGGUCAAGCAUCUACAACUCCAGAAAUCCAGACGUCGGAAAGAUCACGAGCACCAGCACCAGCUCCAGCAACGACCCCUUCACCCACCAUCAUCAGAAAGGAGAGCAACAAAGGCGUUUCAUCAAUGGCUCCUGGUACACCGAUCGGACGAGACAUGUGUGAAGAAGAAUGUCCUUCAGCUCCCCCUGCAGCUGAUACUGUGGCUUCCGAUGCAGCAUCCCAUUCAAAUCCAAUGAUACCCAGGGAGGAAUUGCCGAGUCCCUUUCAACCACCACCACCAUCACCAACGCGUCCAUCUUGCAAUCAGGAAGAGGUGGUGGAAGCUGUGAAGUUUUCGGAUUUGCAGGCUCAAAUUUUCCUCAUGCCAAUCCGCACAGAUAGGGAAAAACAAGUGGACAGGAUUUGCGUGCCUGCACAAGAAAUGUAUUCAAUUCCAACGAGGGUGGAUGGGGAGCGCGUCUCAGCUGCGCAAGCGUUGAAGGCCAUCAACAAGCUAUUGUCCGUGGAAAAGGGUGGAUAUACUCCUGCCAAUUCACUUCCAAGAAAUCUCGAUAGCGUUGUGAAUGCAAAGACUGCUAAAUUAGGGGAUUCAACCGCAACAGAGCCUCAGGUCAGUCUCAGGAAGGAAGCAAUAAGCCCUCAGUUGCAUGAAAAGGUGAGUGCGGUCGCCGGUAAAGGACACGCAGUGGAAGUAUCUGAGAAGAACAGGAACAAGAUUGAUUUUGGAAUUUCUACUGACGUUGCCGGAGAAACUCCUCUUCGACAAUUAAAGGCAUCGCGGUCGGAGAAGCACAGCCGGGUAUCUAUGGGGUACUCUCCUAUUCCGCUUCGCACUUCGAGAGGUCUGAAGUCAGAGAAGGUUCCAACUCCUCUCCACUUCUCCCCCCACCUCUUACAAGGCUCGCAACUUUUGGCUCCAAAAGGAAUCUCACCUCGUCUGCCGAAUCUGACUACGGUCCCUCUUGGCAAUCCUGUGGACAAGGUCCCCCAGUGGGUGUACGAUGGGAUUCCGAAGGAGAGCGCAGGAAGCCACGUCAAGGAAGCUGAAACUGCAGAGGAAAAGAAUACUGAGUCCUUCGAACAUGGCGUGAAGGUAUUAUCUCACAGGAAGAGGAGGACGCAUGCUCGUCGGCCGUUGCCAAUAGAAGUAGACGCUGAAACUCUGCAAGUACGUUCAUUCGACUUCAGCACGCCUAAUACACCGGGGUCAAUCUCAACCGAAUCAGUGACCCCUGUUGCCUCUCUGAGGAAGAAAACAUCCAAGCAAGGAUCUGGGGCUAGUUCGCCCAGUAGGGCUUCAGGAACAGGUUCGCUUCAUGGAGCCGCCUUGAUUGCAGAGUCCAUUGCACCAGGGGUAGAAGUGUCGUCUAAAAAAGCUCCAGUAGUAGCAUCUCCACGGACAGCUUCAUCUGCUGCAUCUCUUCGAGAAGCCACAACCGCCACUUCAACUCAGCAAGCUUCAAUCAUGGCAUUUCCUCGGCGAGUUUCGGGUGCAGCGUCACCCCAAAGCCCUUCAGUUGUGGCAUCUACUCAUGAAGUCACGUUUGCAAUUUCAUCUGAAGGAGUUUCAAUCACCGCAUCUCCUCGACAAGCCUCCGCAUCGUCAUCCUCUCGAAGAUCUUCAGUGCCAUCCUCACCUUCAAUGCCACAUUCUAGGAGGCGGUUACAUGGCUCCAAAUGCGCCACUGACCAACUAACUUUUGCAAGUUCAAGUCCACGCAUCGAAGUAUCACACUGUGAUGCCCAGCCAGGAGCUGAGAAGAAGGUAAAAGUCUUAGCUAGAGCAGCAGCAGAACCUCCAGAAGAAUUCACUCUAAUCGAGAAAAAUGCUUUGUUGGUGGACUCGAGAAUUCAAGAAGACUCAAUCGUUGCUGCACUCUCUGACGAAGAGGCGCUUCACUCGGGUAGGAAUCUCAGCCCACGGAGAUCACCAACAGGAAAAUCCAGGAGGCGGCUUGAACCAAGGAGAGUAGUGACAAGCGAAGAAAAUGACAUGUUCUGGAAGACGAAUUCGUCACUAAGGAUUUUAGAAUCUUCAUCUGACGACGAGCGCAAGUCGGUCACUCCCAGGAUGUCACGAUUAAUAGGGAAGACCGUAAAGCCACUAGUAUGGCGAUCACGCUCGAUUGAAAACCGGGAAGAUAGUGAUUGAGCUCUUGCAUCAGAAUUGGUAGAACGAGGCCAAGUAAACUUGACUUUCACCACGUUUGGCCGCCAACAUGAAAAUUCUUCGGCCACAGGUAUUGCUGCCGGGUGCCUUGAGUGUAGAAACCAUCUGAAUGGUUGGCUCUGAAUAGUUUCUAGUGGAAUACAGGUGGGUACCGUGCCAGGCUGCUCUGCAGAAGAGAAAGCUCUUAGCUGGUUGUAGAUAUGAAUACGCAUAGGAAUCUUCAUGGGAAACAUUGUUUUAGCCUGUAUAUGAGCCAGCCUGCUUUGAUGACCUAUUGGUCAGAAUGUUUCCUCACCUGCAUUUCAACGGCAGUCUCUCCACUUUCGACGCCACCCAUAAAUGAAUCAUUCACCAUUGCUCACCGAAACGAUUCAUUCAGGUGGGUAAAAUGCUCACAUCAAACAUGAGCUUAAAUCACAAGUAGGGAGUAAGGAAUAGGUGUUCAAGUUGAAUCUCAUGACCGAAAUAGGGGGAAAAAUCAGCAGAAGUGAGUUCUUGUUAAAUCGCUUUGUAAUGUACAUGACCUUCACAAUAUUUCACAUUUUGAUA
Physcomitrium patens is the source of this 4192-nucleotide messenger RNA. RefSeq lists its product as uncharacterized. NCBI's taxonomy places the organism in Eukaryota, Viridiplantae, Streptophyta, Bryopsida, Funariales, Funariaceae. The record is from RefSeq and is a predicted model, not a curated record.